CUUGAGAGGGAAGGAACAACGCACGUGUAUUCCUUAAUCUGAAGGUUAAAUAAGCCGGUGGUCGGGUGUGUUUGUUGGCCGCUGAGAGUGGUCGUUUGGACGGUUCGAUUUUGGAGAGAGUACGGUCUGGAGCGGGCACAACGCAGACAUGGACCCAGAGAAAGCACAGCAACUGGCGGCGGAACUGGAAGUGGAAAUGAUGGCUGAUAUGUACAAUCGGAUGACCAACGCGUGCCACAGGAAGUGCGUGCCCCCCCACUACAAGGAGGCGGAGCUGUCUAAAGGGGAGGCGGUUUGUCUGGACCGCUGUGUGGCCAAGUACCUGGAUCUACACGAGAGGCUGGGCCGUAAGCUCACCGAGCUCUCCGUUCAGGACGAGGAGAUGAUGAGGAAGAACGCUAUUGGACAAUAAUAUAUAUAUAUUUUUAGGGAGGGAUGGGGGUGGGUUAGUGCUAGGGUUACCGUGCUUUCUGUGCAAGGGGGGGUAGAGAGGGAGAGCGAUAGGGUGGGAUGGAGUGAUGGGGUGGGUUUAAAAAAACAUGGCAAUUAUGGAGGGGAUGGAGUUGCUGUCCAGAGUGGGUAGGGUGGGUUUGAAGAGCAAGGUGCUUGUAAGGAAGGUUUGUUUGUGAUUACGUUGUGGAGCGGACAUUGGGAUGGAUGAAGCCUGUUUUGUGUGAACAGUGGUUGUACUUGUGGUUUGAGCCAAGAUCAUUUCUUUUUUUUACCACAGCAAAGACACUAAUAUGCAUUAUUACCUAUUUUAUGUUCAGCCAAUCAGUACUCUUUCUGCAUCGUGUGUAACUAGGGAAACUGGUUGCUGCUUGGCCCUUUUUAGUUAUGUGGGCGUGUCAAAAGUGAUGAUGAAUUGAGAAAUCCCCCAAUAAUGUUUAAUAAAACGCUUUCAGUGUUCCAUAGUGCAGUAUUCUUCAAGCCAUUCCUUAGGGGGACACUGGGAGGUGCUCCUUUUUGCUCUAGCCCUGGACUAAUACACCUGGACUAAUACACCUGUCUCAACUGCUGAAGGGCACCCGUUGGGCUCAUAUUCCUAGUGUCUCAGAGUAGGAGUGCUGAUCUAGGCUUUAUGAGUACGGGCCCUUGUCCUGGAGGAAUAGAUGGAGACACUGCUGUAGUCAAUACCAGGACCAUGCCUAUAUGAGUCAUUUCUUUACAUUUUGAUCCACCUCAGUUUGUUCAUUUGCUUUGUAUUUUCUUCAUGUUGAAACUGUACAAAUGUUGUACAAAGUUUUCUUUUGUGACAUUUUAGAAACCUUUUUUUGUUUGUCGUUUUAAAUCUGAAUAAAUAUUGUUAUAGUAUAUUUUUUA
Messenger RNA from Salvelinus namaycush (lake trout), 1323 nucleotides. It is a transcript of the gene timm10, whose product is annotated as translocase of inner mitochondrial membrane 10 homolog (yeast). The record is from RefSeq and is a predicted model, not a curated record. The transcript has 2 exons. Gene Ontology annotation, cellular component: mitochondrial inner membrane. Bases 149 to 412 code for a protein of 87 amino acids. Gene Ontology annotation, biological process: protein insertion into mitochondrial inner membrane. NCBI's taxonomy places the organism in Eukaryota, Metazoa, Chordata, Actinopteri, Salmoniformes, Salmonidae.